CUUCAAGGCUGCUGCGACGAUUGUAAGUCAAGUUCCUCUGUCUCUUUACUGCACAAUCUUCACCAUACUUGAAAUUGCUGAUUCUCAGUUAAGAAGCCUGAUUGCUACAUUUCUUGGUGUAUGGCACCCAUGAAGGGCAUUCUUUCUCUGCAAAGGGCGGCUUUGUUCAGGCGCCAAUAUGGGAAUUGGGGAGUCGGUGCUAGAUUGUUUAGCACUCAAUCUGCAACCACCGCUAACACCGCACAGCCUCCUCCAGAGAAAACUCACUUUGGUGGUUUAAAAGACGAAGAUCGCAUUUUUACCAAUCUUUAUGGUUUGCAUGACCCGUUUCUCAAAGGUGCUAUGAAACGUGGUGAUUGGCAUAGAACUAAAGAUAUAGUGAUCAAGGGUGCGGAUUGGAUAGUAAACGAAAUGAAAAAGUCUGGUCUUCGUGGACGUGGUGGUGCUGGAUUUCCAUCUGGUCUCAAAUGGUCAUUCAUGCCUAAGGUUUCUGAUGGUCGUCCAUCGUAUCUUGUUGUUAAUGCCGAUGAAAGUGAACCUGGAACCUGCAAAGAUAGGGAAAUUAUGCGUAAUGAUCCACAUAAACUAUUGGAAGGAUGCCUGAUUGCUGGAGUCGGUAUGCGGGCAACUGCUGCUUAUAUCUACAUUAGAGGCGAAUAUGUUAACGAACGUCUUAACCUCGAGAAAGCCCGGAAGGAAGCCUAUGCUGCGGGAUUACUCGGUAAAAAUGCUUGUGGUUCGGGAUAUGAUUUUGAUGUACACAUCCACUUUGGUGCUGGUGCUUACAUUUGUGGUGAAGAAACCGCCCUUUUGGAGAGUCUCGAGGGUAAGCAGGGAAAACCGAGAUUGAAGCCCCCUUUCCCAGCCAAUGCUGGUCUUUACGGUUGCCCUACAACCGUUACAAAUGUUGAAACCGUAGCUGUAUCACCGACCAUUUUAAGGCGUGGCCCAGAAUGGUUUUCUAGUUUCGGUAGAAAGAACAAUUCCGGGACAAAACUAUUUUGCAUAUCCGGUCAUGUGAAUAAGCCAUGCACAGUCGAAGAGGAGAUGAGUAUACCAUUGAAGGAGCUGCUAGAGCGGCACUGCGGCGGUGUUAGGGGCGGAUGGGACAAUCUACUGGCUGUAAUUCCUGGCGGUUCAUCUGUACCGUUGCUUCCAAAAAACGUAUGUGAGGACGUGCUGAUGGAUUUCGAUGCACUAAAAGCUGUUCAAUCUGGGUUAGGGACUGCUGCUGUUAUCGUGAUGGAUAAGUCGACUGAUGUUGUUGAUGCUAUUGCUAGGCUUUCUUAUUUCUAUAAGCACGAGAGUUGUGGUCAGUGUACACCUUGCAGGGAGGGUACGGGAUGGCUUUGGAUGAUCAUGGAAAGGAUGAAGGUUGGGAAUGCAAAGUUGGAGGAAAUUGAUAUGCUCCAAGAGGUAACGAAGCAGAUUGAAGGACACACAAUUUGUGCGUUGGGUGAUGCCGCUGCGUGGCCGGUUCAAGGUCUUAUCAGGCAUUUCAGGCCGGAGCUCGAGAGGAGGAUCAGGGAGCGGGCUGAUAGAGAGUUGCUUCAAGCGGCUGCUUAAAUCAGGUGUAAGUCUGUGGAAUAAAUAUGCAGAAAUACUCUGGACAGCUGGAGGAAAACGAUUCUGAGCAUCAUGGUUAAAUUUUUAAGGUCUGUAUUGAACCAGGAUGCGACUGAAAUAGCAUUCAGCCUUCUUGAUGAUUCAGAUGUGGGUAACUUUUUGCUGUUUUGGUGUGAUUAAGACAUCUUAUUGUUAUAUUAUGGAACUUCACUGAACCACCACAAGUGUUUGGAAAUAAGAUGAACCCAAUGUUGUAAUGAUACAAAAAGCUCUAAUUUCAUUCUUGUUAUAACCAUAUCAAAUAUUGGUAUUAUUUUUA
Cynara cardunculus var. scolymus (artichoke) is the source of this 1885-nucleotide messenger RNA. Its product is annotated as NADH dehydrogenase [ubiquinone] flavoprotein 1, mitochondrial. The record is from RefSeq and is a predicted model, not a curated record. Gene Ontology annotation, biological process: mitochondrial electron transport, NADH to ubiquinone. NCBI's taxonomy places the organism in Eukaryota, Viridiplantae, Streptophyta, Magnoliopsida, Asterales, Asteraceae. Gene Ontology annotation, molecular function: 4 iron, 4 sulfur cluster binding; NAD binding; FMN binding. The coding region runs from base 121 to 1566 and encodes 481 amino acids. The transcript has 3 exons.